AUGGGAAGAGUACUACUGAGAAAGAGGCUGCUCCUCUUUUUGUUCCUUUUACUGUACAUAACAAACAUAGAUGAGGAUAAUUUUCUGAAAGAAUGCGAGAAAGGAUUGUGUGUAAGAGUAUAUGAGGGAGGAACAAAUAACAAUUACAACAGUAAUAACUAUAACGACAAUAAUUAUAACAAUUACAUCAAUAAUAACUAUAACGACAAUAAUUAUAACGACAAUAAUUAUAACAGUAAUAAUUAUAACGACAAUAAUUAUAACAGUAAUAAUUAUAACAAUAAUUAUAAUAGUAAGAUCUAUUAUGCUUUUUUAUUAGUACAAUAUGUUAAAGAGAUGAAGGUACACGUUAUCAAUCUGCUAUUAAGGGGAGCAAACAUAAGCCCGAUUUUUGUAUCAUCUAAAGUAAUAUAUGGACUGUAUAAUGAUAGAAAUUAUAGCAAAAUUUCAAAUUUCUGUUACACGAAAAAUUUACAGAAAAAUGGAAUUGUAAAAUUGUCUAACCUUUUUGUGCCUAACACAAAAUUUCUUAUACUAGACAAAACAGAUGAUGAAAUAUAUAAUUAUGCACAAAAUAGAAAAGGGAAACACUGCGCAGAUUUGGAAAAGGAAGCAUUGUUUAUGCAUUCUUUUAAUGAUGUAUCACCUGAGUAUCUUAAAACAUCCUAUUUUGUAUAUGAAAAAGAUAUAAAUAAUAAAUUAACGGAAAAAAAUUUAAAUUUUAUUCUACUUAAUUGUGGAAAGAAAUAUAAAAAUGCGUUCAAGAUUGAGUUCAGAAAUAAUAUGAACUUUUUGAAGGAUCAAUUUUCUUGUGAAGACCAAGAGAUAUACAUGCUAUUGAUGGUUAUAUUAAGCUUCUUAUUUUUGGUUUACUAUCGAAAAAGAGAAGUGUUAAGAAGAGGAAAUAAUGCAUUAAUAGAAUCCGUCCAUUGUGCAAUAUUAUUUUUUUUUUUUUCUAAUAUUCUUUACUUUGUUCAUAUAAUUUCUUAUGCAUUCAAUGGGUCAGGCUUUAGUGUUCUCAAGGUAUUGAGCCAAAUAUAUGAAUCAAUAUUUGAUUGUUUUGUUAUUUCAAUACUUUGUUAUAUAUUAAAUAGAAGAAAUAAUAAAGCGAAAAGUGUUGACACAUACAGGACAUCGCUUAUAUAUGCAGUAUUAAAAUUUUUAUACACUUUAUCUGAAAUACAAAAUCAUCAGAAUUUAAAUUUAUACUCCUCGAUGCACUCAGUUAUAGCACUUCCAUUCGUUCUUCAUCGAAUAUUCAUUGCAGUGCUAAUCUAUAACAACAGCAAGAAUCUUUUGAAGGAAAAAAAGAAUAUGGAUGAGAAGCUCUUCAUCAUUUUUGAUACCUUAUUGUACAAUUCGUGGAUAUUAUCAAUUCCUGUCCUUUAUUUUUUUAUGAAAAAUUUUUCAGUGCACUUUACUCAUUUGUUCAUACAUUUCGUUAACCUUUCUAUUUUAAUAUAUUUAGUAUACAAUAUCUCAGGAAAGAAAUAUGAACAGUUAGAAUCAAAGUAUCCAUACAUAGACUUACAGUAA
Messenger RNA from Plasmodium malariae, 1536 nucleotides. Its product is annotated as serpentine receptor, putative. The record is from RefSeq and is a predicted model, not a curated record. The transcript is spliced from 7 exons. Bases 1 to 1536 code for a protein of 511 amino acids. Gene Ontology annotation, biological process: G protein-coupled receptor signaling pathway; response to pheromone. NCBI's taxonomy places the organism in Eukaryota, Apicomplexa, Aconoidasida, Haemosporida, Plasmodiidae.